Molecule: messenger RNA, 1668 nt
Organism: Penicillium subrubescens
Lineage: Eukaryota; Fungi; Ascomycota; Eurotiomycetes; Eurotiales; Aspergillaceae
Product: flavin-containing monooxygenase
Exons: 7
Coding region: 1-1668 (555 amino acids)
Source: RefSeq, a predicted model, not a curated record
AUGACUUCCAAGUCGGCAGAGGCUCCCACCUAUAGCCAGAUAGCCUGUGUUGGGGCCGGACUAUCAGCUGUAGCCCUGGGUGCAACGCUGCAGAGAUGGUACGGCCUCGAAGACAUUCAUUUCUUUGAGCGGCAUCCCACGAGUGGCGGAACAUGGUACAUCAAUACUUAUCCAGGAUGCGGCUGCGAUGUCCCAAGUGCCCUUUACAGUUUCUCCUUCGCACAAAACCCUAAUUGGACAAAGCUUAUGCCUUCAAAUACGGAAAUCAAGGGGUACGUCGAUGAUGUGGUAAAGACAUAUAAUCUCCUCCCGAAAAUGAUAUUCGGGACUGAGGUGGUCCGCAGUGUCUGGAGAGAGGAUGUGAACCGCUGGCUUCUUUACUUGCGUGACAUAAAGACGGGACGUGAGUAUGCCCACGAGUGCCAAAUCCUUUUUGCAGCUACCGGGCAACUUGUCGAACCGCGUCCGUGUGAUAUCCCUGGUGCAUCGGAAUUUCAGGGGAACAUUUUCCAUUCAGCGCGAUGGGAUCACAGCGUUGAUCUUAAGGGCAAAAACGUUGUUAUUGGAAAUGGAUGUACUGCUGCACAAAUCGUGCCAGCUCUCAUUAAGAAGGAGGAGGUGAAGUCUCUCACACAAAUUGUCCGAACCAAGCACUGGAUAUUUCCGGCCCCGAACUUUGCCUAUCCCAAGUUUCUUCAGUGGAUCUUCCGCUAUGUCCCACUUGCCAUGAGAUUUCACAGGCUCCAUAUCUUUUUGAUGGCGGAGAACGAUUUCCGCUUGUUCCCAAUGACAAAGAGCGCAGCGAAAUUGCGUGAGAAGAGACGGAAACAAGUAGAAAAGUACAUGCGGGAAGCGAGUCCGAAGAAAUAUCACGAUCUGCUCAUUCCGGAUUUUGAUGUAGGCUGCAAGAGGCGAAUCUUCGACCCCGGCUACCUCAAAUCACUACACAGCGAAAGAGCUCUUCUGACAGACGCGAAAAUCGAAAGAAUAACUUCAGAGGGAAUUGAGACUGACAAAGGGUUCAUCGCAGCUGACGUGAUCGUUCUCGCGACCGGCUUCCAAACCAACAAAUUCAUUCCCUAUAUGGAUGUUGUUGGACGGAACGGGGAGAACGUCUCGCAGCAUUGGGGUAAAUAUGGUGGCCCGGCGGCCUACAACUGCUCAGCAUUGAGUGGAUUCCCGAACUUCUUUAUGCUCCUAGGCCCUAACGCUGCGACUGGGCACACAUCGGCCAUGAUGGCUGCGGAAAACUCCAUUAACUAUGCCCUUCGCGUGCUGAAGCCGGUUUUGGAUGGGGACGCCGCCUCCGUCGAGGUCACUGCUAAAGCUGAGCAUGACUACGUAUACUGGGUGCAAGACGCACUGAAAAAACGUGUUUGGAAUGCUGGAUGUGUCUCGUGGUAUCUCAACGACAAGAGCUGGAACUCCAUGUCCUAUCCUUGGACGCAAAGCCACUAUUGGUGGAGGAGUCUGUUCCCCACAUGGUCUGACUGGACUAUCAAGAGUGUGUUGAAGCCAUCGACCCGUUCCUCGUCCUGGGUGCUGCUCUUGGCUCUUUUCUGUGUUGCAAUAUUGGGAGGUACACAGAUCUCUGACGCCCGCAAUAUCUCUUUCGGUGCCUUUAAGAUGCUGUGCAUCACAGCCUUCUCUAAAUUGAAGGGCACAUAA